Messenger RNA from Neurospora crassa OR74A, 2325 nucleotides. It is a transcript of the gene syn-2, whose product is annotated as syntaxin 2. The transcript has 3 exons. Gene Ontology annotation, cellular component: plasma membrane; endomembrane system; SNARE complex. Gene Ontology annotation, molecular function: SNAP receptor activity; SNARE binding. Lineage: Eukaryota; Fungi; Ascomycota; Sordariomycetes; Sordariales; Sordariaceae. The coding region runs from base 550 to 1557 and encodes 335 amino acids. The record is from RefSeq and is a predicted model, not a curated record. Gene Ontology annotation, biological process: exocytosis; vesicle fusion; intracellular protein transport.
CUGGAACACUCCGUCGCUGCUGCACCCCCAAAUUUAAACGAGAAGCGCUCCGUCGCUGCAGGUCACUGCCCUCUCCGUCUUUUUGCAUUCAGUUCGUUCGGUGACUGGUCAGAGCAGAAGGAAGCAGCCUGUUCAAACGUCCGACGGUCUUUUUCGCUCGAGUUAGGUCAGCGGGCGGCAUCAUCCAUCCAUCAGUUCAUGUGAGGCUGGCUGGGCUCUUGUUCUUACCUUCACUUCAGUUCCUUACAACACUCCUUCCUUCCGAGGUUCCCUUGUUGUCGACCACUUUCAGUUGCGACAACAAAAACACUGCAGUCAAUCGAUACCACCCGGCGCCCCCGGUCUUCCAUCGAUCCGUACCUACCUACCUACCCAGGUUAUUCCUAUCUUAAUCCAUUAAUCUAUUGGCUUCUCCCCUCUUAACCUAAGUAUUGUCACCAUUGGAAAAACGACAACCACCGCCAACCACUCCACCGGCACAUCCACGUCCGUGCAAUUGAAUCGAGCACAAGCGGCUUCAUCUCAGAAAUUAUCCAAACAGUAGCAACCAUGUCUUAUAAUCAAAAUCCCUACGGUCAGCCUAGCCCUUACAACGACGGUCCUUCGGCCGAGGGCGGUUAUGGCGGCAGCUAUGGCGGCAACUAUGGUGGAGGUUACGACAACAACGGCUACGGUCAACAGCCCGAAUCACACGAGAUGCAGACAUAUGGCCAGCAACAACGUCAACCCCACGGCCCUGAUACCACGGCCACCGGCGCUCCUCUAUCCCAGCAAGAAUUCUUGAACAGUGUCCGCGAUGUCGAAGGCCACAUCCAACAGUUCCGCGCAAACCUCGACCAGAUUCGCACUCUUCACCAACAGUCCCUCUCCGACACCAGCGGCCGCCCGCCCCCCGGCCUCGAGCAGCUGCAGGCCGUGACCGAGCAGCUCAAGUCACAGAUCAAGACCGAAGUCGACAACCUUGUCUCUGAUGCCACCCGGACCGGCGACGGUACCUUCAACACCAAGAAGCGCCAGGCCGAGCGCCUCAGGGAUCUGUACAAGGAUGCUAUUCAGGCCUACCUUGUGGAGGAGCGCCGCCACAAGGGCCAGAUUGGCGAGCAGGCCGUUCGUCAGCUCUUGAUUGUCAACCCCGAUGCGACGCCCCAGGAACAGGAUGCUGUGCGCAACGGCGACAUGCAGCAGGAUCAGAUCUUCCAGAGUGCUCUUCUACAAUCUAACCGCGUCGGCGCCGCCAAGGCCGUCCUCGGCAACGUACAAGCCCGCCACCAGGAACUCCUCCGCGUCGAGCAAUCGAUGCAAGAGCUCGCCCAACUUUUCGAGUACCUUAACACGCUCAUCGUGCAGCAGGGCGAGGUCAUCGCCGACGUGGUCCAAAAGACGGAACAGGUCAACGACAACAUGGACAAGGGUAUCCAGGAGGUUGACAAGGGCGUCAAGCACGCCCGCAACCGCCGCAAGCUCAAAUGGUACUGCUUGCUGGUGUGCGUGCUCAUCAUUAUUGCCAUUGCGCUCGGUGUCGGCCUGGGCGUCUACUUCUCGAACAAGAAGAAUUAGAGAUUCGGUGGUGGUUCGGGAGGUUCAGACGCAGAUGAGGCUGGUGGCUUAAAAGGGGCCACGCCGCCGCCGUCGCAGCAGCAGCAGGAGGCGCAACAGCAGUCACAGUCGCAGGCGCAGGUGAUCCCUCCGGUGCCGGUUAUUCCUCCAUUGGUUCCGGUACCUGUGCCGCUCCCAACGGUUGUUCCAGCGCCAGUGCCUUCAGGCGGAGGUAAUCACGCUUAUGUUCCUCCGUCUCAAGGACUAAGUUGGAAUGCUACGGUGGCUGGAGAACAGAGAUCUUACAGUGCGGGCUGGUAAUGGCUCCUACCAAACUCGACACGUACACAACAAAUACCCAUGAGAGAAGAGAAAGGAGAAGGAAAGAGGGGAGUGGAAACGGAUAUAUAUGAUAUUCAUACGGGUUGAUAUGUCAGCAAAGCAUGUUUUACGCGAACGAACUGUUUCAGGACAACACACCCCGGGACGUAAUAAUCACGAACGACGCAUGGAUGGACGGAUGGGACGGUGGAUGACGGAUGGACGGAUCGAGGGUUUCUUUUUUUUCAUGUUUCUUCUUGAGGUGUGCUACGGCUCAGCUUCUUCAUGUUAUACUCCCCCCCGUUUGGUUUUGUGGUGCAAAACUUGUUUACAUUAGUAAUUACUCUUUUUUUAACUCCGGAUGGGUCGUUUUCAUUUCGGUUUGCAGUUUCGACGUUGUGUAUGACUGGAGCGAAAGAAAAACAAUAGAACCCGAUAUAAACGCAACGACCCACACUCGCUCCUGUU